AUGAAGGAGGUAGAGAAUACGGUAAAUCAAAGGAUGAAAGUUUGUGAAGAAGUGCAACAAGAAUACAUGUCGACAUUAAAAGAUGAGGAAGCAACCCGAGAAGAGAGUGAGCGCUUCCUUGAUGCAUGGAGACGCUGUAAUGAACUUCGAUCAGAGGCCCGUGUUUUCCUUGGGAGGCAUAGGCAACAAACACAUGCUUCUUCGUCAGGAUUGCGUUUGGAGAGACUAAAAUUUCAAUCAUUCAGCGGGAACUUAAGAAAGUAUCCUAAAUUCAAAAGCGGUUUUGUCAAAUAUAUACUCCCCGCAUACAAGACCGAUCAAGCCGCGUUUGUUCUAAAAUCUUACUUAAAUGAUAACGUUAAAGAACAGGUCGAGUCUUUAGAUGACAUCAAUGAAAUUUGGGCGCGAUUAGACAAGAAAUAUGGCGAUGAAGGUAAGCAUGUCGACGCAAUAAUGGCAGACAUUAAAGAAAUGUCGGAUUCCGAUGUAGCACACAGAGAACUUGCACGACUGGGAAGGGAACAAGAGAUAAACCACGCUACUAUUGUUUCGGUUAUUGAGGAAAGACUAUCGGAUGAAGUCCAGAAGGAGUGGAUAAAGACAGCGACUGGAGAACAGAGGGUAGAGAUAUCGCGAAACAAAUUCCCAGCACUAUUGAAAUUACUCUUAACGUAUCGCGAGAGAAUUGAAUACAAGUGCUCCAAUAUCAGAUCAUGUGAUGAAUUUCGGGGAAAUGUUAAUCUAAGCGACUCUCGAGAUCCCCGAAAUAGACUUGGGAAUACAUCGAAGCAGCGCUGCUGGUUGCACCAUCCUAUCUGGCGAUGCAGACUCUUUCAAAGCAAAUCUCCGGAAGAAAGAGUUGAUCUAACCAAAAAGUAUAACGCUUGUUUUGCAUGUCUUGAAGUAGGACAUGUUGCUAACAAUUGCAAGAGAGGAUUCAAAUGUCGCGAAGAGGAGUGUGGAUUGCCCCAUCACCAACUUCUACAUGAAGCGCACGCUUCUGGAGCUGUAUUUCAUGGUCGCUCAUUCGCUCAAAAAAGAGAGGUCAUUCUUCAAGUCCAGGAAGUAAGAUGUUACAGUAGAGGCAGUAGUAACAAAAAUAAAAUAAAUGUCCUGUGGGAUGGAAGAAGCACUAUUUCACUAAUUACUUUCGACGCAGCCAGAAGACUAAAUUUGAGCGGAAGGAGUACAAGACUGGAGAUAACAAAAGUCGGUGGAGAAGUUUCUCUUAUCGAAUCUAUGAAAUACAAUGUUACGCUCAUUGAUGAGAACAAUCGGCAUGUUCGAAUUAAUGUCUUAGGGAUUGACGUUAUUUCUAAUGACAUUGCUGGAGUGCACACGAAUGACAAUCCUGAACUGACAGCAGACAUUCCACAUACCAGUAUUAACAGACCGCAAAAUAGAUUUGGUCGCCUAGUAGGUGGUUGCCAGCCAGUGAGAAAAGGUGUAUUUACUAAAAGAGUGGAAAAUGCACAGGUCUGCCACGUUCAAGGGCAUCUAAACGAAUUCUUUUCUAUUGAAAGCUUAGGAAUUCAGUGUACACCUAGAUGUGGUUCUUGCAAAUGUGGAAACUGUCAUCCAGGGGGAAAGGAUAUGACACUGAAGGAAGAGAGAGAAUACAGGCUAAUUGAAGAUAACUUAAAAUAUGAUGAAACCGAGAAAAGGUGGGAGGCGGCUUAUCCAUGGAUAAAGGACCCCCAUGAACUUCCAAACAAUAGAUCGGUUGUGCUAGCAAGAUUACAGUCAACCGAAAAACGCUUACUAAAGAACUUAGAACAUGCUGAUACUUACAAUCGACAAAUUCAAGACAUGAUUAAAAGGGGAGCUUCCAGAAUAGUCAGUACGGAAGAAUUGAAUCAGUAUGGCGGACCAAUUCAUUACAUUUCCCACCAUGCCGUCCUUAAGCCGGAUUCUAAAAAUACACCGUGUAGAAUUGUAUUUAACAGCAGUGCCAACUUCCACGGCCAUGUCCUCAACGAAUAUUAUGCUAAAGGCCCAGAUAUGUUGAACACGUUGCUGGGGGUCUUGCUGAGAUUCAGAGAAAAUCGUGUAGCCCUUCUUGGCGAUAUAUCAAAAAUGUUUCACGCUAUAAAAAUACCAAUUCGUGAUCAGAUGACACACUUGUUCUUAUGGCGAGAUCUUCAGACAGAUAAAGAACCAAACACAUAUGCGAUGACAGCUGUAAAUUUUGGAGACAAACCUUCCGCGACUAUGGCUAUAGUCGCCCUACAAAAGACGGCAGAAAAGCAAAGGCAGAACUACCCCAUAGCGUGUAAAGCAAUUAUAGACAACAGUUACAUGGACGACAUCACAGACAACGCUGAUAACGCAGAGGAAGCAAUUCAGCGAACUCGGGAGAUCGAUAUCAUUCUUGCUACGGGUGGUUUUAAGAUUAAGGAAUGGACGAUAUCUGGGUUAGAGAAACCAGGUAGUGAUGGAACUCAUCCAAUUGGUGAACUAGAUAAUGAGAAUACGGAGAAAGUGCUUGGAAUGAAAUGGCAAUUUAAAGUUGACCACUUACUUUUUGAUAUCAACAAGCAAAGUCAACGCCUCUACCGAUUCCAACAGACUUCAGAGCCAUCAAGAUUCACAAGAAGAGAGAUAUUAUCAGUUGUCAACGGUAUAUACGAUCCCUUAGGACUUCUUUCACCCUACACCGUACAAGCCAAAAUCAUGAUGAGAAAACUAUGGACAAAUGAUCGACAAAUAUCGUGGGAUGACCCACUGCCGGAAAAUCUAGCGGAUGAAUGGCGUGAAUUCUUUCAAGUGCUACCUGAAUUACAAAGGAUUUCUUACCCGCGAGCCAUCAAACCGGAGAAAGCUGUUGGAGAACCUACAUUGGUCAUAUUUUCUGAUGCAUCUGGAACAGCAUACGGUGCCGUGGCUUACGCCAGAUGGGAACUGAUUGACGGGUCAUUUGGAAGUAGAAUCAUUGUGGCUAAGAAUCGAGUCGCACCCAUAAGGAUAAUUGACAUUGUGCGCUUGGAGUUAAUUGCUGCUGUUUUAAGUAAGCGCAUCAGAUGCUUUAUCGAAAAGGAGACUAAAUUGAAGUUCUCAAAAGUGUAUCACAUAGUUGAUAGUGAAAUAGUCAAAGCGAUGAUCUCGAAGGAAAGUUAUGGUUUCAACACAUUUGCUGCAAACAGAAUUGGCGAAAUACAACACUCUACCAGUCCAUCAGAAUGGUUUUGGGUGAAGGGCUCUCUAAACAUAGCUGAUUGGAUCACCAGGGGAAAACAUCCAAAAGAUCUCGACAGGGAAAGCAUUUGGCAGACCGGACCACGAUUUUUGUCUCGAUGCGUUGAUAACUGGCCCGUUCAAAGUACAACCACCAUAAAAGAAUUACCAGAAUGUCCAAAGAUUUCCUUUGUCGCUGUGUCCGAUGGUCAGUUUGUGGAAACAUUAGCUGAGAGGAUCGAUAUUGAGCGCUUCAGCAAACUCGAGCUACUUAGAAAUACGACAGCAAGAAUCCUAAGAUUAUACAAAAGAUUCCUGUCGACCAACCAAGGUAGAGAAAUAGGCAAAGGCGAGCUGACAAUAGAGGACCGGCAAUAUGCAGACAAUUUUUGCAUCAAGGAAGCUCAGAGAACUAUCGAGGACGAAGUUAAGAAGGGAAAGUAUAUUAAGCUGUGUCCGAAGUAUGAAGAUGAAAUUCUGGUGGUGGGUGGUCGGACAGAGCGAUGGAUGGAGGCGACGUGGAACAAGCAAAAGUUCAUCCUUUUACCAGGAUAUCACAGGCUAUCCUAUCUUAUUGCCUCAACAGAGCAUAAGUUGAGUGGACACUUGGGGAUAUCAGCGACGAUAUCAAGAAUUAGGUCGCACUACUGGAUCAUUGGAGUGAGAGCCUUAGUGAAAGGAAUGCUGUCGCGAUGUGUUAUCUGUAUAAGGAAACGCAAGGAAAAGAGUCUUCAAGUCAUGAGUAGCCUCCCUGUUGAGAGACUUCGCCCGUCGCCACUGUUUAGUUCAACCAGUUUGGAUUUCUUUGGACCAUACCUCAUUCGUGGCGAAGUUCAAAAACGAGUCAGAGGAAAGUGUUAUGGUGUAAUAAUGACAUGUAUGGUGUCAAGAGCAGUUUACAUCGAUUUAAGCCACGACUACUCGACAGAUGCUUUUCUUCAAGUGCUACGACGAUUUUCUAGUUUACGGGGUUGGCCGCACAGGAUCUACAGCGAUCCAGGUUCACAGCUUGUGGGGACAUCUAACGAACUAAAGACUGCAAUUCAAGGUAUGAGCCAGUCGUCGAUUCAGCGAUAUGGUCUAAAAUACAACACGACGUGGAGGUUUUCUCCAGCCGAUGGCCCAUGGUUUAAUGGUGUGACAGAAGCUUUAGUGAAAUCAGUGAAACGAGUACUAAAUGCAACAAUCGGAGAGCAAAUUAUGACGUUUAGCGAGCUACAAACCGUCAUGUUUGAAGUGGCCCAAAUUCUUAAUCAACGGCCAAUCGGUUCGCACCCAACGACACCGGACGAUGGCUCUUAUAUAUGCCCCAACGAUCUUAUUUUAGGGCGGGCUUCUAACAAAUCGCCGCAAGGGCCAUUUAAAGAAAGAAUUAGCAACAAACAUAGGCUCGACUUUAUUGAAGCUGUAGUUAACUCAUUUUGGAAGAAGUGGUCCCGUGAUGUCUUCCCCAACAUGGUCAUGCAACCCAAAUGGCAUGUUGCGAGGCAUAACGUGCAAAAAGAUGACGUUGUACUUAUCCAGGACAGUAACGCUAUCCGAGGAGAAUGGAAAAUGGGAGUGGUCACAGAGACACAUCCUGGAGACGACGGAAAGGUGAGACGUGUAACUGUAUCUUACAAAAACAUUCGCGACGAGAACGACGCUAACAGCUACGGAGGUAUUCGAUAUACGAGAAUAGAACGACCAGUUCAAAGACUAAUAGUGCUUAUUCCGGCCGAAGAGAGACAAACUAUAGGCUGA
Molecule: messenger RNA, 4917 nt
Organism: Hydractinia symbiolongicarpus
Lineage: Eukaryota; Metazoa; Cnidaria; Hydrozoa; Anthoathecata; Hydractiniidae
Exons: 3
Coding region: 1-4917 (1638 amino acids)
Biological process (GO): DNA integration
Molecular function (GO): nucleic acid binding; zinc ion binding
Source: RefSeq, a predicted model, not a curated record